AUGGAACAGACAGCAGAGCUCCAGGACAGCUCCAAAUGUCAGGACGAUGAAGACGUGUGUGAGAGGACACAUUAUAAGAAGCUGAAAUUUCAUCCUGUCACAUGUUCUCCUGUCCUAUAUUCUUCUUUCUUCCUCCUCUUUCUCUCUGUACUACAUCUUAUUUCCUCUCUCCUUUCCUCUCUUGUCCACUCAGAUCCAGGAAACUCCCUGUCCAGAGUCUCCUCUUCUUCUUCUGCUGCGGACAGCAGCACUAAGCAUCUGCUGCAGAAGAAACAACACACCAGCAGCAGCCUGCUCUGUAACCCACACGUCUCCUCCUACGGUCCAGCUCCACGCUCUCCCAGCACCUUACCUCGAAGCUACGCCGCCGCUACCGGUGCCAGCAGCAGGGACAGCCAGCUGGACAGCCUGAUGAUGCAGCACUCGGAGGUGGAGAGAAAGAAGGAGGUGUUUCUGGACCACCUCAGGCAGAAGUAUCCUCACCACGCUGCCAUUAUCAUGGGACACCAGGACCACAUGAUGGAACAGGUGAGAUUUGAAGCUGUGCUUUGUGCAUCAGCUGCUAGUGUUGAACAAAAACACUGUGGAGCAGGGCGGUGCUGACCUCGCUUGACUUUCUCUCCACAAAUAAAGAUUUAACAUCAGAUCCAAGGAUUUAAUGGCACCUAACAAUACUGCACUGCUAAAGGAGAAAGCACUGCUCUCAGAGACGCAUGUUUAAGUAAAGAUUUUUAAGAAGUUUUCCCUCCGACUGAAUAACGUGUCUCUAGAUGCUAGUGGAAGUUAUUCACAGGGUGCAGAC
This is a messenger RNA of Seriola aureovittata, 802 nucleotides long. RefSeq lists its product as uncharacterized. The coding region runs from base 1 to 603 and encodes 200 amino acids. The record is from RefSeq and is a predicted model, not a curated record. Lineage: Eukaryota; Metazoa; Chordata; Actinopteri; Carangiformes; Carangidae. The transcript is spliced from 3 exons.